UCUUCUUCCCCAAAACCACUGUUCGUUUCUCUCUCUGUAACUUCACCAAAACCCUAGAGAGAGAAAGAGGAGAGAGAGAGAGAGAGAGGGAUUUCACAAUGCGGAGACUCACAUUCUUCAUCGCUGCAAUCUCGCUCAUCCCCUUGCUCUGCAACUCCUUCUCUCCCGAAAACCCUAUCGAUCGGCGAAUCCUCGUCCUUCUCGACGACUUCUCCAUCAAGUCCUCUCACUCCAUCUUCUUCCAAUCUCUCCAAUCGCGCGGCUUCGACCUCGAUUUCAAGCUCGCCGACAAUCCCAAGCUCGCCAUCCAACGCUAUGGCCAAUACUUGUAUGACGCUCUCAUUCUCUUCUCUCCCACCACCAAACGUUUCGGAGGGUCUUUGGAUUUUGCGGCUGUUCUAGAAUUUGUCGACUCUGGCCAUGACUUGAUCUUGGCAGCUGAUGUCUCUCCCUCUGAUUUGACUCGAAAUCUUGCCGCAGAAUUCGGGGUUGAUUUCGACGAGGAUCAAUCGGCUGUGGUGAUUGACCACACUAGCUAUGCGGCGUCAGAGACUGAAGGAGAUCAUACGCUGAUUGCCAGCGAUGAUUUUAUUGAGUCUGAUGUGAUUCUGGGGAAGACUAAGAUUGAGGCUCCAGUACUUUUCAGAGGAAUUGCGCAUUCACUAAAUGCUGCUAAUAGCUUGGUUUUAAAAGUUCUCUCUGCUUCUCCCUCUGCAUAUUCAUCGGAUCCAAGUUCCAAGCUGUCACAGCCUCCAUCACUUACUGGCUCUGCUAUCUCACUUGUUUCAGUUGUGCAAGCUAGAAACAAUGCUCGGAUACUGAUCUCAGGAUCUUUAGAUUUGUUUGGUAACCGACUUUUUGUAUCACCAGUGCAGAAGGCCGGGAGCUCACAUAAAUAUGAAAAAUCUGGCAACAAACAGUUUGCGACUGAACUUAGCAAAUGGAUAUUCCAUGAAAGGGGUCAUCUAAAGGCCAUCAACAUUAAACACAACAAAGUUGGAGAAACAGAUGAACCUGCAAUGUAUAGGAUCAAGGAUGACCUGGAUUUCUCCGUUGAGAUUUAUGAGUGGUCUGGAAAGAGCUGGGAACCAUAUGUUGCUAAUGAUGUACAGGUUCAAUUUUACAUGAUGAGCCCUUAUGUAUUGGAAACUUUAGCAACUGACCAAAAGGGAUUAUUCUCCACAUCAUUCAAGGUACCAGAUGUCUAUGGGGUAUUCCAGUUUAAGGUUGAAUAUCAGAAGCUUGGAUACACUACCUUAUCCCUUUCUAAACAGAUCCCUGUACGGCCUUUCAAACACAACGAAUAUGAACGAUUUAUAACCACUGCUUUUCCCUAUUACGGAGCUUCAUUUACUACGAUGGCUGGGUUCUUCAUCUUUAGCGUCAUCUUCUUAUACCAUAAGUAAACCCAUUUAAGUUAUUUGAGAGACAAGGAUAUCCUAGGUUAACUUGAGGUACUCUUACUUUAGGACAUGGAUACUGUGUGAAAGGUAGUUUGAGGCAUAGAUUGAAAUGUGUCGAAUUUUGUUUCACAGCUCGUUAUGUUACUUUUAUUUUCGCUCAUAAUUGGCUCUUUUUGCCAACAUAACUUGUGUCAAUUUUGGGCACGUCAAUGCAAAAUAUGUUACAGGAACUACAAAAGACAGCUGGGGUCAUCGGAUUCUAUUAGAUGAAUCUUUGCUUCGACUUAUUUUAGACAGAAUUGCCACACAGAUUUUGUGCGACAUAAAAACACAUCGAUGGUUGUUCCUUUGUGAUUGAUACUUUUUGACUGGAAAAAGAAGUGAAUUUGUAAUUCUCUGUUAUCCAUGUGUUUUUCGUGAUUGGAAUUGUCAUCAAAAUAUUCAACCUUUGGCUACCAUUAUGUUUAUUUAAUAUAUGCGA
Morus notabilis is the source of this 1884-nucleotide messenger RNA. RefSeq names its product dolichyl-diphosphooligosaccharide--protein glycosyltransferase 48 kDa subunit. NCBI's taxonomy places the organism in Eukaryota, Viridiplantae, Streptophyta, Magnoliopsida, Rosales, Moraceae. The transcript has 13 exons. The coding region runs from base 99 to 1406 and encodes 435 amino acids. The record is from RefSeq and is a predicted model, not a curated record. Gene Ontology annotation, cellular component: endoplasmic reticulum membrane; oligosaccharyltransferase complex.